Molecule: messenger RNA, 2880 nt
Organism: Mobula hypostoma (lesser devil ray)
Lineage: Eukaryota; Metazoa; Chordata; Chondrichthyes; Myliobatiformes; Myliobatidae
Product: dentin sialophosphoprotein-like
Exons: 2
Coding region: 1-2880 (959 amino acids)
Source: RefSeq, a predicted model, not a curated record
AUGAAAUCCUCGGUGAUGUUUAUGCUGCUAAUACUACUGCUACAACUAAAACUGCUACUACUGCUACUGCCACUAUGUAAAGGAGGGGGCUUAGUACACAGCCUUGAGAGGCACCUGUGUUGGGGGUCAGAGGGCCAGAGUAGUAGCAGUGGUAGUAGGAGCAGUAAGCGUAGCAGCAGCAGCAAUAGUGGCAGUGGUAGCAGUAGCAGUAAUAGCAUCGAUAGCAGUAACAGCAUCGACAGCAGUAGUAGUAACAGCGUCGACGGCAGUAGCAGUAACAGCGUCGACGGCAGUAACAGUAACAGCGUCGAUGGCAGUAACAGUAACAACGUCGACGGCAGUAGUAGUAACAGCAUCGACGGCAGUAACAGUAACAGCAUCGAUGGCAGUAGCAGUAACAGCAUCGACGGCAGUAGCAGUAACAGCAUCGGCGGCAGUAGCAGUAACAGCAUCGACGGCAGUAGCAGUAAUAGUAUUAACAGCAGUAGCAGUAAUAGCAUUAAUAGCAGUAGCAGUAAUAGCAUUGAUGACAGUAGCAGUAACAGCAUCGGCAGCAGUAGCAGUAACAGCAUUGAUGGCAGGAGCAGUAACAGCAUUAACGGCAGUAGCAGUAGCAGUAAUAGCAUUAACAGCAGUAGCAGUAAUAGCAUUGAUGGCAGUAGCAGUAACAGCAUUGACAGCAGUAGCAGUAACAGCAUCGGCAGCAGUAGCAGUAACAGCAUUGACGGCAGUAGUAGUAACAGCAUUGAUGGCAGGAGCAGUAACAUCAUUAACGGCAGUAGCAGUAGCAGUAAUAGCAUUAACAGCAGUAGCAGUAACAGCAUCGGCAGCAGUAGCAGUAACAGCAUUAACAGCAGUAGCAGUAAUAGCAUCGACAGCAGUAGCAGUAACAGCUUUGACAGCAGUAGCAGUAACAGCAUCGACGGCAGUAACAGUAACAGCGUCGACGGCAGUAACAGUAACAGCGUCGGCGGCAGUAGCAGUAACAGCAUCGACGGCAGUAGCAGUAACAGCAUCGACGGCAGUAACAGUAACAGCGUCGAUGGCAGUAGUAGUAACAGCGUCGACGGCAGUAACAGUAACAGCAUCGACGGCAGUAACAGUAACAGCAUCGGCGGCAGUAGCAGUAACAGCAUCGACGGCAGUAACAGUAACAGCAUCGGCGGCAGUAGCAGUAACAGCAUUGCCGGCAGUAGCAGUAAUAGUAUUAACAGCAGUAGCAGUAAUAGCAUUGAUGACAGCAGCAGUAACAGCAUUAACGGCAGUAGCAGUAACAGCAUUGACGGCAGUAGUAGUAACAGCAUUAACAGCAGUAGCAGUAAUAGCAUCGACAGCAGUAGCAGUAACAGCUUUGACGGCAGUAGCAGUAACAGCACUGAUGGCAGUAGUAGUAACAGCAUCGGCAACAGAAGCAGUAAUAGCAUCGGCAGCAGUAGCAGUAACAGCAUUGACAGCAUUAGCAGUAACAGCUUUGACAGCAGUACCAGUAAUAGCAUAGACGGCAGUAGCAGUAACAGCAUCGACAGCAGUAGCAGUAACAGCAUUGAUGGCAGUAGCGGUCACAGCAUUGACGGCCGUAGCUGUAACAGCAUCGACGGUGGUAGCAUUAAUAGCAUCGACAGCAGUAGCAGUAACAGCAUUGACGGCAGUGGCAGUAGCAGUAGCAGUAAUAGCAUUGACGGCAGUAGCUGUAACAGCAUCGACGGUGGUAGCAUUAAUAGCAUUGACAGCAGUAACAGUAACAGCAUUGACGGCAGUAGCAGUAACAGCAUUGACGGCAGUAACAGUAACAGCAUUGGCAGCAGUAGCAGUAGUAACAGCAUUGACAGCAGUAGUAAUAGCAUUGACAGUAGCAGUAACAGCAUUGACGGCAGUAGCAGUAACAGCAUUGACGGCAGUAGCAGUAGUAAUAGCACUGACAGUAGCAGUAACAGCAUUGACGGCAGUAACAGUAACAGCAUUGGCAGCAGUAGCAGUAGUAACAGCAUUGACAGCAGUAGUAAUAGCAUUGACAGUAGCAGUAACAGCAUUGACGGCAGUAGCAGUAAUAGCAUUGACGGCAGUAACAGUAACAGAAUUGGCAGCAGUAGCAGUAGUAACAGCAUCAAUGGCAGUAGCAGUAAUAGCAUUGACGGAAGUAGCAGUAGUAACAGCAUUGACAGCAGUAGUAAUAGCAUUGACAGUAGCAGUAACAGCAUUGACAGCAGUAGCAGUAAUAGCAUUGACGGCAGUAAUAGUAACAGCACUGGCAGCAGUAGUAACAGCAUCGAUGGCAGUAGCAGUAAUAGCAUUGACGGAAGUAGCAGUAACAGCAUUGACGGCAGUAGCAGUAAUAGCAUUGACGGCAGUAACAGUAACAGCAUUGGCAGUAGUAGUAACAACAUCAAUGGCAGUAGCAGUAAUAGCAUUGACGGAAGUAGCAGUAGUGACAGCAUUGACAGCAGUAGUAAUAGCAUUGACAGUAGCAGUAAUAGCAUUGACGGCAGUAGCAGUAAUAGCAUUGACGGCAGUAACAGUAACAGCAUUGGCAGCAGUAGUAGUAACAGCAUUGACGGCAGUAGCAGUAAUAGCAUUGACGGCAGUAACAGUAACAGUAUUGGCAGCAGUAGCAGUAGUAACAGCAUCGAUGGCAGUAGCAGUAAUAGCAUUGACGGAAGUAGCAGUAGUGACAGCAUUGACAGCAGUAGUAAUAGCAUUGACAGUAGCAGUAACAGCAUUGACGGCAGUAGUAGUAAUAGCAUUGACGGCAGUAACAGUAACAGCAUUGGCAGCAGUAGUAGUAACAGCAUUGACGGCAGUAGCAGUAGUAACAGCAUCGAUGGCAGUAGCAGUAAUAGCAUUGAUGGAAGUAGCAGCAGUAGUAGGAGCGUGGUCACUUGA